Molecule: messenger RNA, 2734 nt
Organism: Sinocyclocheilus anshuiensis
Lineage: Eukaryota; Metazoa; Chordata; Actinopteri; Cypriniformes; Cyprinidae
Gene: ncs1b
Product: neuronal calcium sensor 1b
Exons: 9
Coding region: 1127-1699 (190 amino acids)
Molecular function (GO): calcium sensitive guanylate cyclase activator activity; calcium ion binding
Source: RefSeq, a predicted model, not a curated record
UACAGACACUCAGAGACAGAGAAGGGGGAAGCCAAACACAUCCUGACGGACAGAGAACGAUCUGUGAAGAACAAAAAAAAUCCUAACGCUAGGUACAGAUCGUUGCUGCUUUGAACUACAGAAGGUGUGAGGAAGAACAGGCCUGGAGAUAAGCAACAGCGGUUACUAGGAGAAGGUGAAUGUCUUGUGUCACAAAGAGUACCAUCAGCAGACUGCGACACAGAAAAAUUGAUUAUCUACGGCUUCCACUUAUUGUCUGAUGCGCUCAGCGCAUUUUCAUUCAUUUCACAUUCACUGGAUUUUGAUCUAUCCUUUUUGUCACUUUGACAAAAUUUGCACCCAAUAAUACAUCAAUAAUCACUGCCAGUGCUUUGUAGAUCCUGUCGUCAUCUACCAGAACAUCUUCUACUAGAAUGACUUCUACCAGAAAAUCUACCAGAGCAUGAAACGUUAAAAUCAACCAGGACUAAGUUUAUUCUUCUCUUUUAAUUCUACCAAACCCUCUCAUCUCUGCUGUCAAGACAACUAGAGCAAGGCAUCUCCUUUAAGAGUCACUCAGCGCUAACAAGAUAGACGCAGGGAGGGAGUAAAAAGAAGAAGAAAAGAGGGAGGGUGGGUGGAGAGCCAGAGAGAUUUGGCGCUCAAGUGUGAGCGAGAGAGAGCACGCAGAACACAGCGUGCAAGUGUCUCAUCUAACCAUUGGCACUUUGAUGCAUUUCAAAGCCUCGCACCUCGCACUGAAGAAUCUGACAGAACGCGGUUAGCAUCUGAGACUUGUACUCGAGCAGACGGCCGAACGAAUGGGCUUUUAUUUGAGGAGCAGCAGUUCAGAAGGACUCGUCUGAGGCGGCUGUAAUUGAGGAUGAAUUUCUGAGAGACCUGCUGGGUUAGAAGGAUCCAAAUAGUGACUUAAGAUCUUACAACUGUCCAGAAAGCCAAAAAGGAGAGGGAAAUUCAUAAUGGAUGAAUGUCCUUGGAUUUGCUGGCAGUGCUGAUCUGUUUCUCAGUUUGUUGGUGCAUUUGGGUCUCUGAGAUUCUGCUUUAAGAGAACGAGUUUGUAAGGAGUUCUGGUACAGGUCAGUUCCACGCUGGACCACACAAACUAUCUGCAGGAGGUCUGGAGAGCAUGGGGAAAUCAAACAGCAAGCUCAAACCUGAGGUGGUGGAGGAACUAACCAGGAAGACCUACUUUACAGAGAAAGAAGUUCAGCAAUGGUACAAGGGCUUCAUAAAAGAUUGCCCGAGUGGUCAGCUUGAUGCUGCAGGUUUCCAGAAGAUCUACAAACAGUUCUUCCCCUUCGGCGACCCCACCAAGUUCGCCUCAUUUGUCUUCAAUGUUUUUGAUGAGAACAAGGAUGGACGGAUUGAGUUCUCAGAGUUCAUUCAGGCCCUGUCUGUGACCUCACGUGGGACUUUGGAUGAAAAGCUCCGCUGGGCCUUCAAGCUUUAUGAUCUUGAUAACGAUGGCUAUAUCACACGUGAUGAAAUGCUCAAUAUCGUAGACGCAAUCUAUCAGAUGGUGGGAAACACAGUGGACCUUCCAGAAGAAGAAAACACGCCGGAGAAGAGAGUGGAUCGCAUUUUUGCCAUGAUGGAUAAAAAUGCUGAUGGGAAGCUGACCCUGCAGGAGUUCCAGGAGGGAUCAAAGGCAGAUCCCUCUAUUGUCCAAGCUCUGUCACUCUAUGAUGGCCUUGUAUAGUAACAGCUUGUCUUAAGGUUACAGGUACGGCAAAGGAUCCAGUGCGGUGCCAUCCCACAAUGCCAUUCUUCGUCAUUUGACCUCUCAUUCUGGACACUUAAGACUGAGAAGUCUCACCACAAGCAAAUCACAUUUCAGCCAACAAUGACAGAAACGAAGAAGCUGUCAUUCUGAAGCUUGUCUGUGUUUGUGUGCGCGCGCGUGUGUGUGUGAAUGCUAAACUGCAGGAUCCCAUUGGAAUUACACCAGUGCUUGUUUUCUGCCGAACAAACCUACUGGAGACUAUAUGGAUGGCACUGAUUGUUAAAGAAAAGCAUGCUGAAAAACCUAAAUUAUAAAUGUAAAUAUGUGUAAACAUUUCAUAUUUUUUAAUCAUACUUUGCUGGGAUAUUGUGGAUGUGCGCUUCAUAUAUAAUGUAAGGGACUGUUGAUAUUUUAUUUAUUUCUUGUUUACCUUAAAGUGUAUGGAUCGCAGCUGUUACAAGCCUCAACGUUUCUAAAAACCUCUUGGAAUGAAAGACUGUAAUCCUGUUUUGCUUUUUCUUUGGAACUUUGAAUGUGAAAGGAGAUUCAUUUAUUAUAUUUGCGAUACACAGCUCCCAUUGUGAAGAGUGCGCUGCCCAUUCAUUGCUGGCAGAGUCCUCAAGCUUCUUCCUAAACAAGGCACUGUAACCAAGCAACAUGCUACACUGUUAUUCCUGAACAGUUGCACCUCAAAACUGAUGUAAGUACCUCUGUAAUGAAGAAACAAUCAGUCCACCAUCUGCUAACUUCAACUACACCUCUGCCUUUGUCUUUUCCUGUCAAACAAAAGUCAUAGACUUGAACUAUGACACUCUCCUCUCAAAGCAAGUAAUUGGGUAUGUGCCGGGUGGGUUUGAGUGGUUCUCAUGCUUUAUCAGUCACUCUCUGGCUGAUGAUUAAAUUUGAGUCACUGCAUAAUUGCCUCUAAUGUUAUUUGCCGUCGGUAAGUAAGAUGGAGGUUUUAAUAUCUGAUGUGUCCCCUCUUGAUAUUUCAACAAUGGCUGCUUCCAU